Messenger RNA from Camponotus floridanus (Florida carpenter ant), 795 nucleotides. RefSeq names its product immunoglobulin domain-containing protein oig-4. NCBI's taxonomy places the organism in Eukaryota, Metazoa, Arthropoda, Insecta, Hymenoptera, Formicidae. Bases 126 to 611 code for a protein of 161 amino acids. The transcript has 4 exons. Gene Ontology annotation, molecular function: cell adhesion molecule binding. The record is from RefSeq and is a predicted model, not a curated record. Gene Ontology annotation, cellular component: cell-cell junction. Gene Ontology annotation, biological process: cell-cell adhesion.
AGUUUAUCUGCGUAUAAGUCUGUAAUAGAUACGAGAGGAUACUAGGGGAGUAAUGAGUUAGGUAGGUGACUGUCAGUUGUAUCGGAGUUCCGUGUCAUCGACGAACGUUGCUACAUACGAUUAUCAUGUCACGUUCCAUGUUAUUGCUGAUCCUGGUGGGUAUUUUAUUGCUCAAUUGCCAAGAAACACUUGGCCGAAGAGGACGGGGAAGAAACAGAAGCAAAUCUCGUGUGCAGAUUGGAUUGCCUAUUACCGGAAAGUACCGUGAUCCGGAAAGUGAUCAGUAUUACAAUAAUAACAACGGAGCCAAGAUACUGCUAGCAUCGCACUUCGAUCUGGAAUAUGUUUUGGGACACAAGAUAGCUUUCCUCUGUGUUGCUCGUGGUAAUCCACGUCCGCACAUCACAUGGUUCAAGGAUGGCGCCGAGAUUUACACACAUCAUUAUCUACAUAUACACGAGUGGCAAGUUGAUACUGACAAAGUGAAGUCAAAACUCGAGAUUGAUCCCGCCACUCAAAUGGAUGCCGGGGUUUACGAGUGCACGGCGGACAACAUGUACAGCAUCGAUCGAAGGUCUUUCAAGACUGAUUUCUCCAUCGCUUUCGAUUAGUGCGAGAGAUCCGAAAUAAACAUAUAAACUAGGUAAAAUAUGUAAAUUCCAGGUAACGUGUAAAGUUUUUGCCAUAGAUAUUACGAAGCGAUAGAUUCUAAGAAAAAAAAACGGUUCAGGACGAUAUAUAUUUUUAUUGUAACUUAUACUGAAAUGGAAAACUAUAAAUCGUCCUGAUAAAAAA